This is a messenger RNA of Drosophila novamexicana, 3475 nucleotides long. RefSeq names its product protein jim lovell (gene lov). The transcript has 4 exons. Gene Ontology annotation, molecular function: DNA binding; protein binding. Lineage: Eukaryota; Metazoa; Arthropoda; Insecta; Diptera; Drosophilidae. Gene Ontology annotation, cellular component: nucleus. Gene Ontology annotation, biological process: regulation of transcription by RNA polymerase II. The record is from RefSeq and is a predicted model, not a curated record.
AUGCACACAACACCGCCCACAACGCCGCCCACGCCGCCAGCGCUGCCGCUGAACAUGAGCCAAGCGGCGACCACAACGGCAACCACAACGGCCACAACAGCAGCCGCAGCGGCGGCCGCGGCGGCGGUGGCGGCCACGACAACGCACAGUCCACCUGCCACGCCCACAGCGAUUAGUGCCGCUCUAGCGGCCACACAGGAUCAUUAUAGCCUGCGCUGGAACAACCAUCAGAAUCACAUAUUGCGCGCCUUCGACGCCCUGUUGCAGACCAAGACCCUGGUGGAUGUGACCCUCGUCUGCGCGGAGACCUCAAUACGGGCGCACAAAAUGGUUCUGUCCGCCUGCUCGCCGUUCUUCCAGCGCGUCUUCGCCGAGACGCCCUGCAAGCAUCCGGUGAUCGUGCUGAAGGACUUUCGCGGCUGGGUCGUUCAGGCCAUUGUGGACUUCAUGUACCGCGGCGAGAUCAGCGUGCCCCAGCAGCGCCUCCAGACGCUCAUCCAAGCGGGCGAGUCGCUGCAGGUGCGCGGCCUUGUCGAGAGCUCCGUGCCGGAGCACACGCCCACUCCGGCGGCCUCGCCCGACGACUUCAACAUGCUGGACGCCUCGUCGCUGCUGUCCUCCAGCUACGAGGACGAGUCGCCCUCGAUGGUCAGGCCAGCGUCUGGCAAGCUGAUCAUGCCCAGCCGGCUCUUUGGCAAUCCGGCUAGCGCCAUGGCGGCGCUCAGUCUGCGCCGCAAGCGGGAACAAGAGUGCGAUCGGGAGCCGGAGAGCGAUCAGGAGCUGGGCGGCAGUUCACCCAUGCCGCGACGCAAGCAGGCUCGUCCACGGCGACGCUCGGGCGAUGUUCCACACGACUUUGGGCUCAACAAGCCGGAGACUUCGGAGACGGCGGCGCUGCAAACUGUGAUCAAACAUGAGCUGCGGGAGGAGCAGGAGCCGGAACAGGAGCAGAGCGAAAAGCAGUCGGGCGGGCACAGGGAGCCGCAGCAGGAGCGCGCGUUACCCCUUAUCACGCCCGGCAGCAGCAAUCAGCAGGCAGAACAGGAGCUCGAUGAGGAAGAGGACGAGGAUCAGGAGCGGGAGCACGAGCACGAGCACGAGCAGGAGGAGCAUGAGCAUGAACACGAACACGAUCAAGUUCACGAACAUGAUCAAGAUCCAGAUGAGGACGAGGACGAGGAGCAGGACAUUGAAGAGCUUAUACAUACGACCAACGAGUUGCGGCGACAGGCGGCAGUGGCCGCCGCCAAUGCGGCUGCCAUGUCGCCCUGUCCCAGCGAUGGGCCCGAGGAUCUGUGCACCACCAAAAAGGACAAGCAGGAUACCAGCCACGCGCACUCCUCGGAUGGCGAGAGCAACAACAACAACAACAACAAUAACAGCAGCAAGCUGCAGGACAACAACCAACGCAUCAUGUUGUCCCUGAAGGACAUCAGACAGCUGAACGCCAAGCCCAGCGCCACAUCGACGCCCAGCCACACGCCGAACAGCAGCUGUGCGCCGGGCAACAAUGGGCUCAUGUCCUUCCCGCCGCCAGGUAUGCGUCCGCCCGGCCUGCCCGACAGCCCGCCCUGCCACAUGGAGGCGCUGGAAGCGCAAAUGCACGCCGCGGCCGCUGCCGCCGUAGCCGCAGCAGGCGCCGGCGAGAAUCCGUUUCAUCACAUGGAACACCAAAUGGAAAUGUCGCUGGCCGCGGCCGCCGCAGCGGCAGCCAUGCACCAGCGUGAGCCACGCGAUCUCCGAGAGAGUCGGGAGCAGGCGCUGCAGCGGGAACACAAUGCAUUCGCCAGUAAUCUGCUGGGGCCCAUGGGACUGCCGCCCUUCGGAGGACACAACGGAGCGCCGGGUCCGGGCUGUCCGGGUCAGGCCCCGCACGAGCGGCUCGAGGAGAGCAUGAAUCGGCUGAGCAAGGAGUUUGGCAAAGAGUUCAGCAAGGAGUUUGGCAAGGAGUUUGGCAAAGACUUUGGCAAAGACUUUUGCAAGGAGUUCGCACCCACCUCGCCCAUGAGCCUGCCUGGCCACUAUAAUCCACAGGACGGACAGCCGCAUCCGCCGUCGCCACUGCCCUUUCCCGGCAUGUCCUCGGCGUUAACGCUAACGCCGCCGCACAUGUUUGGCCUGGACUCGCCGCUUGGCCUAUUUCCGCCCGGCAUUGAUCCUGGAAAACUCUACAAUCCGCUAAUGGAAAUGAGCGAUCCACGCGAUAUGCCCGGCGGACCGCCGCCGUUUCUCAAAAAGAAAAUGCCACGCCCCAAGGGACAGCAUUCGGCGCCACGCGGCGGUCCGCCGCGCUCGUGGACCAACACGGAGCUAACGGAGGCACUGCAACACGUGUGGAACAAGAAGAUGACCACGUCGCAGGCCUCGCGCAUCUUUGGCAUACCCUACAACUCGCUCCUCAUGUACGUGCGCGGCAAGUAUGGCAAAAGUCUGAAGCUGGAGCAGCUGCGCAAGGACUGCAUCAGCGGGCCGCCUAUCGAGAUGCUGCAGAUGGGCAUCAGCGGCGGCGGCGGCUCCAAAAGCGAGAAGAAGGAGCGCAAGGAGAAGGACAAGGACAAGAAUGCCAAUGCCAAUUCGGGCUCCAAUAAUGGCUCCUCCGGUGGCAACGGCAAUGGCAAUGGUGGUGCUGGUGGUGGCGGUGGCGGUGGUGGUGGUGGUCCGCCGGCCAUGCCACAUCCCAGCGAUUUAGCUGGACUGGGUCCGCUCGACUUGGAGCUGGGCCUGCCGCUGGGUCCGCCCGCUGGUCCGCGCAGCGGCAGCUCCGAGCCAGAUAUGCUGGGCGGACCCAAUGCACUGUUCAAUCCCUUCAAUCCGCAAGGCUUCUAUCCGGACUUUGCCGGCGGCUUUCCGGGCCUGCCGCUCAGCAUGCUGAACCUGCUGCCGCCGGCGGAGCGCCACCAUGCGGCCGUGGCCAUGCACCAUCUGGGCGUCAGCAUGGACGAGGACUGCAAAUCGGUGGGCUCCAAGCAGUCCUCCUCGCUGGACGAUGACUUCGCCGCCGGCCUGCCGCUGGCCCUCGAGCAGCGCCGCCACAGCGAGCUGUCCAGCAAUGGGUCGACGCUGGCGCAGGCGAAUGGCGGGGCGCAGGAUUGAAAUAUGUGGCGGGAUUGGGCUGCCAACCCAAUGUUCUUCCCGCCCUACGAGCUGGAUGCGGCUGCAGCUGCGCACUCGCACUCGCACUCGUCCCCGCCCCCGCCCCCGCCGCCGCCGCCCCCGCACCACGGCUGUCGCGACUUUAACUUCAACCCGAGCCUGUUCAUGGCGCGCCGCAAGCUGAAGCGCUACCGGGCCAAGCGUGUUCACAUGCAGCUCCAUCCGCCGGGUGCGACAACAGCGGCAGGGGGAGCGGGGUCAGCGUCGCAGCCGCCCUCGGCACGCCCCGCGCUGCCGCCUCCGCUGCGCACAUAACUCUGGCCAAGCGAAAGCAUUUUCCGACUGUGAAAACCGAUUGCAAUAUGUUUGUAAAUGAUUUAAU